CAAAAACCAGUUCAGAUACGCCUGUUACACCUAAAAGCACCUUGCGAUCACCUUUCGUAUAUACAGAAAAAAAGAAUAGAAUGUUGUUUAAGGACUAUAAACUUCUUGAUAAGUUUUCCCCUGCUGUUACGAAUGCGUUGGAGCAUAACUGCCUGAGUCAAACGCAGAGGAGUGAAUUUAUAAGAGAUAUAUGCACGGAUAUAUCUUCAAGUGGUGUAUACUUUUUGAAUAAAGCAGAAAGAAAUCAAGUAGCAUUAGCAAUCGUUACAAAAUAUCCCCAUCUUAAAGAUUCUAUUGGCAGUGGCCUUGGUUCUUGGUCGGAAUCAAUUAAAAACAGAUUUAAGCAUGUACGAAAGUACGCAAGCAAAAAAAGAAAGAAUUCAGCAAUGAAUGACGGUGAUUCAGAAACACGAGACACUUCGGUACAUGCAUCCAAUCCAAGUAAACCUAGAAAGAUGGAUUUCUGGAAUAUUAUACCAAAUCCUGUUGGCACAGAAAGCAUUCAGAACGACCACCUUGCAGAGAUGCAAAAGGAAUGCCAAAAACCACGAAUGGCUCAAGAUAAGAACAAGAUAAAAGAGCUGAUGAAUGUGACAUAUGACUUACGGAGGAAGGAAAUAUUAACGACCACCGUACCAGUUAAAGAAAUAAUCAAGAAAUACCCUCCUCUUGCAAGUGUUAACGGGCUACGCUAUGAGUUCUGCAGAAUAAUGGAAGAUGACUGUGCCACCAAAGAUAUAAAAGAGAGAUUUUCAAGCUACCGAGCCUGUGAUAUGCCAGCCAGUAAGAAGGUUUGCGGGUUCACUGCUCACAACUCUAAACGUGGUUGCAAUAAGUGCACCAAAGAGUUCGUUACUGGUGGAUUCGGUGAUGCAACUGAUUAUUCCGGAUUCAAUUCGAGUAGUGGAGAAAUAUUGUUGACCAUAGGAGGCAUGUUGAGGAGAUUUUAG
Messenger RNA from Dendronephthya gigantea, 950 nucleotides. RefSeq lists its product as uncharacterized. The record is from RefSeq and is a predicted model, not a curated record. Bases 81 to 950 code for a protein of 289 amino acids. The transcript has 5 exons. NCBI's taxonomy places the organism in Eukaryota, Metazoa, Cnidaria, Anthozoa, Malacalcyonacea, Nephtheidae.